Molecule: messenger RNA, 1288 nt
Organism: Paralichthys olivaceus (Japanese flounder)
Lineage: Eukaryota; Metazoa; Chordata; Actinopteri; Pleuronectiformes; Paralichthyidae
Product: macrophage mannose receptor 1-like
Source: RefSeq, a predicted model, not a curated record
AGUGUCAGAUGGUGGAUAUAAAGAAGAGUUGGAAAGAGGCUCAGAGUCACUGUAGAGACAAAGGCAUGGACCUGGUCAGUGGAGAAGCACAGAUACAAAAAGACAUUUCAUUAAGCAGGGGUGAAAACGUUUGGAUCGGCCUGUUCAGAGAAACCUGGAAGUGGUCAGAUGGGAGCAGUUUUAAUUUCAGAAACUGGGAUCAGCAGAAUCCUGACAAGGGUGAAUGUGCUUUGAUUAAGUCAGAAAAAUGGAAGUCUAAUGACUGUAAAGAAACAAAACCCUUCAUCUGCUAUGAGGAUAAAAUUAAACUGAUAAAACAAAAUAAGACCUGGCAGGAGGCCAUGGAUUACUGCAGAGAGCACCACAACGACCUGAUCUCCAUCACCGACGUGCACCAGCAGAGAUGGGUCCAAGAGAGAGCCAAGAACGCCCAGACUGAGUUCAUCUGGCUGGGGCUGCGCUACACCUGCACCCUGGACAUGUGGUUCUGGGUCACUGGUGAGGACUUCAUCUAUGAUAACUGGGAGUCAUGUCCACCUACUCAGGGGUGUUACUCAGGGGCAGCCAUGAAGACAGACGAAGGGUAUAAGUGGGUCACACGGAGGGAUAAUGAAACGUUUAAUUUCAUUUGUACCUUAUAGAAAGUGUUAAACCCAAAGGAACGCGGUGGGGACACAUUUCAUAUAUCUGGGGUAUUGUUUCUUUGCUACCAAACUAUAUAUGCACAUUCUGCUCUCUGGGUUAAUUGAACAGCAAUAUGACAAUUGUAGAAAUUACUAACAGACAUUGAUUUUAUUUUGCUUCUCAGUAAAAAACAUUUCAUCUUCUUUUCCUUCACAUCUGGUGACGGUUAUAAAAUGUGUGGCACAGAUUUUAUUUACUCUGAUAUUAACGAUAUAUAUUUCUGCAAGUCCAUGUCAAGUAAUAAUAGACUCUUGUGAUUGACCAUGAUCCUCUCUUUCCCCGACUUCAAUUCACUUCAUGUGUGAAACAUCUGAAUAUUUUGAUUCCACAAACAGGUUCGUUUAUUUAAAAUAUCCUGAUUCGUCCUGGAAGCUUUGACUCAGCUUCAGAGUUCACAGUUUCUGAAUCUUGAACCGAGUGGAGGACAAAGGCUGCGUGUGACUGUACUUUGUGUUGUUGAAUAUCAAUAAAGAGUUUGUGAAACCGCGCUGAGACUCUUCUGUGGGUGAAGUGAAUCCUCCCAACACCAGAGGGCCAACUACAACAUUACAUAACAUUUUCAACAUUUUGCUCAUCAUGGAUGAAAAACUCUGAGUCCUGCAGA